This is a messenger RNA of Fonsecaea monophora, 600 nucleotides long. Its product is annotated as DNA polymerase epsilon subunit D. Lineage: Eukaryota; Fungi; Ascomycota; Eurotiomycetes; Chaetothyriales; Herpotrichiellaceae. The transcript has 2 exons. The coding region runs from base 1 to 600 and encodes 199 amino acids. The record is from RefSeq and is a predicted model, not a curated record.
AUGCUGGCAGCCACUCUACCACAUGAGUUCGAAGAAAGCGCUGCGGAUGGUGAAUGCUUCGUGCGGUACAAGCAAAAGACUCUCAGCGGUACAAAACCCUCUCGUCGGCCCAAAAAUCUCAGCAGCCCAGGCAUCUCAGCGGACAAGCAAACACUCGGGGGCGCAAGCAUCUCGGUGGCACAAGAAAGCCCUCAGCUAGACAAGCUCCACGGCACCAGCCAAACAGCCUUAGCAGCACACGCAAAACGCUCUCGGAGGCACAAGAAAGCAGUCUCAGUCGGACAAGGCAAACACUCUAGGUGGGACAUGUAUCUCGGCACCAGCAUCUCAACGGCCGCAACGGCCGCAGCAUCAGCAGCAGACUCUCGGCGGCACAGGCAUCUCAACGGCAGUCGUGCAACGGCCCAAGGUGUCGGUCCUCUUGCAACGCCGCCAGGUCCCGGGACUCUUGCAACGCUGUCAGGCAUUCCUGCGGCGACGAUGAGGGGUGGACAACAAGAUGAAGCGCGUGUUGGCCGCGUCCGGAUUUGGAUGGACGUUGCUGUCGCCGACGGCCGAAACGAGAAGGCGGCCCGAGCGACGCUAUUGCGCCCAAAAUAG